Colletotrichum destructivum is the source of this 1287-nucleotide messenger RNA. RefSeq names its product Putative WD40/YVTN repeat-like-containing domain superfamily. The transcript is spliced from 2 exons. Bases 1 to 1284 code for a protein of 427 amino acids. Lineage: Eukaryota; Fungi; Ascomycota; Sordariomycetes; Glomerellales; Glomerellaceae. Gene Ontology annotation, molecular function: protein binding. The record is from RefSeq and is a predicted model, not a curated record.
AUGGGCGCCAGCUGGCCUCGGCCUCCUACGACAGCACCCGGCCCGGUCAACUCGGUGGCCUUCUCGCCGGAUGGGCGCCAGAUUGCAUCAGCCUCCAUCGACAACACCGUCAAGGUCUGGGACGCGGCCACCGGCCAGUGUCAGCAGACGCUGGAGGGCCACAGCGGCCCGGUCAGGUCCGUGGCCUUCUCGCCGGAUGGGCGUCAGCUGGCCUCGGUCUCCUACGACAGCACCGUCAAGCUCUGGGACACGGCCACAGGCCAGUGCCAGCAGACGCUGAAGGGCCACAGCGGCCCGGUCAACUCGGUGGCCUUCUCGCCGGAUGGGCGCCAGAUUGCAUCAGCCUCCAUCGACAACACCGUCAAGGUCUGGGACGCGGCCACCGGCCAGUGUCAGCAGACGCUGGAGGGCCACAGCGGCCCGGUCAGGUCCGUGGCCUUCUCGCCGGAUGGGCGUCAGCUGGCCUCGGUCUCCUACGACAGCACCGUCAAGCUCUGGGACACGGCCACAGGCCAGUGCCAGCAGACGCUGAAGGGCCACAGCGGCCCGGUCAACUCGGUGGCCUUCUCGCCGGAUGGGCGCCAGAUUGCAUCAGCCUCCAUCGACAACACCGUCAAGGUCUGGGACGCGGCCACCGGCCAGUGCCUGCGAACGACGGAGGGCCACAGCGGCAAGGUCAACUCGGUGGCCUUCUCGCCGGAUGGGCGCCAGAUUGCAUCAGCCUCCAUCGACAACACCGUCAAGGUCUGGGACGCGGCCGCCGGCCAGUGCCAGCAGACGAUGGAGGGCCACAGCGAUGGGGUCACGUCGGUGGCCUUCUCGCCGGAUGGGCACCAGAUUGCAUCAGCCUCCAUCGACAACACCGUCAAGGUCUGGGACGCGGCCACCGGCCAGUGCCAGCAGACGAUGGAGGGCCACAGCGAUGGGGUCACGUCGGUGGCCUUCUCGCCGGAUGGGCACCAGAUUGCAUCAGCCUCGGACGACAACACCGUCAAGGUCUGGGACGCGGCCACCGGCCAGUGCCAGCAGACGCUGCAGGGCCACCGCAGCCUGGAAAACGUGUUCGAGGUGACGAUCCAGAAACAAAGUCAAGAGCCUGGUGAGCGGCAUCAUGUGCUCUCACAGCACGGCGUAUGGAUUGCGAAUAACUCUCACAACAUACUUUGGUUACCUCCGGAAUACCGAGCGGCAUGUCACGCGGUGGAAGGAUCGAGAAUAGCUGUUGGAUGUCAGUCGGGCCGUGUAUUCUUUUUGAAGUUUGCGUUAGAGAGUUAUUCGCUGUAAAUC